AUGAACAAUGACUCUUUCGAACAGCUUAAUACCCUGAUCGGACGGUUACGGAUGAGAAGAUGUGGUUCUACGCUAGCUUGGGCUUAUCCUCGUUUUCCCGCUCCAACAUCAAGCUACAAAGAAGGAGAAGCCGAAGCUUCCUAUAUGGGCCCAAAGAAGUUCUACAGAGAAGCUACAGUUCUACAGAGUACUAUAUCUUCUGCAUGGUCAUUGCUGGCGGUUUUAACGCCAAGAUUGGCACCAGAAGAACGCCUGAAGAACUUUACAGAAGGACCCACGGCCUCUAAUCUAACUUCACAGAAGGACCCGAAAAGGGGAGAGGCUCUCUGA
Messenger RNA from Necator americanus (New World hookworm), 330 nucleotides. RefSeq lists its product as uncharacterized. The record is from RefSeq and is a predicted model, not a curated record. The transcript has a single exon. NCBI's taxonomy places the organism in Eukaryota, Metazoa, Nematoda, Chromadorea, Rhabditida, Ancylostomatidae. The coding region runs from base 1 to 330 and encodes 109 amino acids.